AUGUCGACUGUAGACGCAGAUCCCGUUCUUUAUCUAGAUGAGCAGAUCAACGAUGAUGCUGACUCGUCGAUUGAAGCUGAUGCCGCCUCAUCAACAGCGAGCAUCUCGAAAUAUCAUCUUCCAAAUGACCAGGUCGAAAAUGAACGUCUAGAUCUUCAGCAUAACCUCUUCCUCCUGACGUUUGGGGAUAAACUGGGUCUUUCUCCGCCCAAUGAACCCGGCACAAUGGUUGGACGCGUACUCGAUGUGGGAACAGGAACAGGAAUUUGGGCUAUUGACUACGCAGAUGAGCAUCCGGGAGCUGAGGUCAUUGGGGUUGACCUCUCGCCAAUUCAACCAACCUUUGUCCCGCCAAACCUCCGUUUCAUUAUUGAUGAUAUCGACGAAGAUUGGGAAUAUGGUCAGCCAUUUGACUACAUACACAGCAGAAUGAUGGUCUUUAGUAUACAGAAUUGGGAGAACUAUAUCCGCAAGAUCUUCAAGCAUCCUGGUGGCUAUGUCGAGAUCCAAGAAACUGGUGGUAUAAUUCUCUCCGACGAUAGGACUCUUACCCCGGACCACGCCCUUUCCCAAUGGUGCGUCCUCCUCGGGGAAGCUUUUACUAAGCUCGGGAGUACCUCCAUCGAAUUCGACAGCAUCAAAGCGAUUAUGCAAGAAGUUGGCUUUACUGAUGUAGUCGACACAAGGUUCAAGUGGCCUACCAAUCCAUGGCCUAGAGACAAGAAGUAUAAAGAGUUGGGAACGUGGAAUAACUACAAUGCUUCUAAUGCUUUGGAGUCAUUGACCAUGGCGUCGUUCUCGAGGGCCCAUGGAUGGUCGCGCGAUGAAGUUAUCAUGUUUCUUGUUGAUGUGAGAAAGGAUCUGAAUAAUCCUUGUAUUCAUGCUUAUAAUCCCAUGUGA
Fusarium redolens is the source of this 900-nucleotide messenger RNA. Its product is annotated as S-adenosyl-L-methionine-dependent methyltransferase. The transcript is spliced from 8 exons. Gene Ontology annotation, molecular function: methyltransferase activity. The record is from RefSeq and is a predicted model, not a curated record. NCBI's taxonomy places the organism in Eukaryota, Fungi, Ascomycota, Sordariomycetes, Hypocreales, Nectriaceae. The coding region runs from base 1 to 900 and encodes 299 amino acids.